Messenger RNA from Rubroshorea leprosula, 947 nucleotides. NCBI's taxonomy places the organism in Eukaryota, Viridiplantae, Streptophyta, Magnoliopsida, Malvales, Dipterocarpaceae. The record is from the annotation of a GenBank genome assembly.
AUGCGAUACCUUUUAAAUGAAAGGGAAUCAUAGAUAUGUACAUUAAGCAUGCAUGUGAUGAGCCAAACAUUUUAGAUAUGCUUGAAGGUGGCACUGUUCCACAUAAAGCAUUGAUGAAGGUACAAUGAAUUUUUCUAGAAGUGAUGCAAAUGAUGAGGACAUUGAGGAGUGUUGUGUGACACAAAAUUCACAACCAACCGCAAAUUGUAAUAAAGCUUCAAAAACAGUUAAAGGUGAUGGUGAUGAAACAGAUGUAAUGCAUGGAGGUGAUGCAGCCCAACAACAAGAUCCAAAGAAGAAUAAUCAUGAUGAUAAGGAGUUGCCUGAUAUUGUGCACAGUGAUGCAAAUGAUGAGUACAUUGGGGAAGGUUGUGUGACACAAAAUUCACAACCAACCCCAAAUUAUAAUGAAGCUUUAGAAACAACUAAAGGUGAUGGUGAUGAAACAGAUGUAGCGCAUGAAGGUGAUGUAGCCCAACAACAAAAUCCAAAGAAGAAUGAUCAUGAUGAUGAGGACUUGCCUAAUAUUGUGCAUAGUGAUGCAGAUGAUGAGAAGGGCGAAAGGGUUCCUGUAAGAAUUAAUAACCAUGGAGAUUUGGGUUCUGAUUUUAGCUUUGAAAAUAGUGAAGAUGAAUUUGAGGUUUCUAGUGAUGAUUCAAGUGACUACCUUGUUGCCGAUGAAGAUGAACUUACAAAGAAAAAGAUGUAAGAACUACUAUAAGUGGUGAUUUACGGUUUAAUCCUUCAUGGACUAAUGUUUCGUUUAAGGUAGGGAUGAAGUUUGAGCAUGUAGCACAGUUUAAAGAGACUAUAGCUAAGUACCAAAUUCAAAAAGGCUACAGGUUGAAACCUGUUAAAAGUGACCCCACCAGGCAAAGAAUUUACUAUGUUGAUCAACAGUGCAAUUGGCAAAUCUUUGCCAGUUUUGAUAAAAAUGACAAGACUUU